Nanorana parkeri is the source of this 2467-nucleotide messenger RNA. RefSeq names its product autophagy related 7 (gene ATG7). Gene Ontology annotation, cellular component: cytoplasm; phagophore assembly site. Gene Ontology annotation, molecular function: Atg8 activating enzyme activity; Atg12 activating enzyme activity. Lineage: Eukaryota; Metazoa; Chordata; Amphibia; Anura; Dicroglossidae. The transcript has 19 exons. Bases 104 to 2209 code for a protein of 701 amino acids. Gene Ontology annotation, biological process: autophagy of mitochondrion; cellular response to nitrogen starvation; C-terminal protein lipidation. The record is from RefSeq and is a predicted model, not a curated record.
CCUGUGUUCAAGCUGCAGAGAAGGCAGAGGGACUGCAUUGAGGGACCUGCUAUGAGACAGAGCGUGUGAGUGGAGCUCAUAGACUGUUAAUUGUAACCAAGUAAUGGCAUCUCAAACGCAAAGCAAUGGUGACCAGCUGGCGUCUGGCGCCAGCAAGCUUCAGUUUGUCCCUUUCUCUAGCGCUCUUGAUGCUGGAUUUUGGCAUGAGCUCACGCAGAAAAAACUCAAUGAAUACCGACUCGAUGAAUCAGCCAAGGUCAUCAAAGGUUAUUAUUAUAACGGUGAUCCUGCAGGUCUUCCAACCCGUCUUACCCUGGAAUUCAGUGCCUUUGACGUGAAUGCACCCACACCAGCACGCUGCUGUCCUGCAAUUGGCUGCCUUUACAACACAAAUACUCUGGACUCAUUCAAGUCACAUGAUAAGAAGGCUUUGCUGGACCAAGCAGCUAAUGAGAUAUGGGAUGCAAUAAAGUCUGGAGCAGCUCUUGACGAUCCAGUGCUCCUUAAUAAAUUUCUUCUGUUGACGUUUGCAGACUUAAAGAAGUAUCGUUUUUAUUACUGGUUUUGCUUCCCUGCAUUGUCUCUUCCUGAUGGAAUAGAAUUGGUAAAGAACCCAGUAACAUUGGAUGAAAGAUAUUCUAAUGAACAGGUGCUGGAUUUUCAGAAAGCCUAUGAUGACCUGUGUCACCGUGAAGGAGACACUCCGCAGCCUUAUUUCCUAAUUCGCUACACGGAGAAUUCCUUUUCUAUGUCUCCACUGCGUCAGUUCAACCAGUUCUGUAAAGAAAAGGAAAAGGUCAUCCUUGGAGUUUGCGAUCCGUGCACCUUAACACAGUAUCCUGGAUGGCCAUUGAGGAAUAUUUUAGCACUGGUUGCUUAUCACUGGGGCAGCCACCUACAGUCCAUUGAAGUCAUCUGUCUUCGAGACCGAACUCUGCAAGGGGAAAGGGACAUAAAGCACAGUAUUAGCUUUGAAAUUAAAGUGCCCAAAGUGACACAAAAUGAAGUUUGCCCGAAAGCGGUUGGUUGGGAGAAAAAUCAGAAAGGUGGCAUGGGCCCCAGAAUGGUGGAUCUUAGUGAAUGCAUGGAUCCCAGGAGGUUAGCAGAAUCGUCUGUGGAUCUAAAUCUAAAGUUGAUGCGUUGGCGACUAGUGCCUACUUUGGACCUGGAGAAGGUCAUUUCCUCCAAGUGCUUGUUACUGGGAGCAGGCACAUUGGGGUGUAAUGUGGCCCGGACGUUAAUGGGAUGGGGUGUUAGACACAUAACAUUUGUGGAUAAUGCCAAAAUCUCCUACUCAAACCCUGUACGGCAGCCACUCUAUGAGUUUGAAGACUGUCUUGGAGGUGGAAAAUCAAAGGCUUUGGCAGCAGCGGAGAAACUUCAGAAGAUUUUCCCUGGUGUGACCUCUCAGGGAUUUAACUUGAGCAUACCAAUGCCAGGUCACCCUGUGAACUUCUCGGAUGAGACAACGAAUCAGGCAUCUAGAGACGUGGAGAAGCUGGAGGCUCUCAUCGCUGAACACAAUGUUAUAUUUCUUCUAAUGGACACUCGGGAGAGUCGCUGGUUGCCCACUGUCAUUGCAGCAAGUAAGAAGAAGUUAGUCAUCAAUGCGGCUCUGGGCUUUGACACCUUUGUGGUAAUGAGACAUGGCCUGAAGAGAGGGACGCAGGAGGAAGCUGGUGAUUCACACUCUGAUUUCCUGGGGUCUUCUCUGUUCUCCAACAUCCCCGGAUACAAGCUUGGCUGUUAUUUCUGUAAUGAUGUGGUGGCUCCAGGGGAUUCUACUAGAGAUCGAACUCUCGAUCAGCAGUGCACUGUCAGCCGGCCAGGACUAUCCAUGAUUGCUGGAGCUUUGGCAGUGGAACUCAUGGUGUCUGUCUUGCAGCAUCCUGAGGGAGGGUAUGCUGUGGCAAGUAGCAGUGACGAUAGAAUGAAUGAGCCUCCCACCUCUUUAGGUUUAGUACCACACCAGAUUAGAGGAUUUUUGUCAAGGUUUGACAAUGUUUUGCCAGUCAGCCUCGCAUUUGACAAGUGCACAGCCUGUUCUCCAAAGGUGAUUGAUCAGUAUGAAAAAGAAAAAUUCGACUUCUUGGCUAAUGUUUUCAACUCUUCACAUUCCUUCCUUGAAGAUUUAACGGGUCUUACUUUGCUCCACCAAGAGACACAGGCUGCAGAGAUCUGGGACCUGAGUGAUGACGAAGUGAUAUAAAUGGAUCGAUUCCACCUUCCUGUCUAUUUUUUCCAGGCUGCAAAUAAAUACAGUAUGCUCUUUGUCUCUCUCUAUUAAAUCUUAUAUAAUGAUCUUACCCUGGAUGAAAUUCUGCUUUUUAUUGCUGCACACUAAAUCGUUAAAUUCAUUUGGAGUCUGAUAUUAAUUCCCAGAUACCAUCUCUUUCUGAAGAUGAAAGAUGGCCUUUGAUGUUUCCCUGUAAAUAUAUACCUGUAAAAUAAAAUGAUCUAAGAUUCA